This is a messenger RNA of Labeo rohita (rohu), 2915 nucleotides long. RefSeq names its product cyclin K (gene ccnk). Gene Ontology annotation, cellular component: nucleus; cyclin/CDK positive transcription elongation factor complex. Gene Ontology annotation, biological process: regulation of transcription by RNA polymerase II; positive regulation of DNA-templated transcription, elongation. Lineage: Eukaryota; Metazoa; Chordata; Actinopteri; Cypriniformes; Cyprinidae. The record is from RefSeq and is a predicted model, not a curated record. Gene Ontology annotation, molecular function: cyclin-dependent protein serine/threonine kinase activator activity.
CCGCUGAGAAGGGGCAAAAGAAGACGCGCUGUAAAUGGCCGCCUCCAUGUCGUGAAUGUGAAGAUUGACAAAGAUUACAAUUUUAUCCAACUGCUCAACUCAUCGAGAUCAUAAUCGAGUCAUAUAUCACAACGUCUUUUUCUGUACAGACCUGCACAGCUAUUGCUGUCCAUCGGCGGACUGAUAGUCCAGUUUGGCAUCAGCUGUCACUUCCUUCCAAAUGAAGGACGGCAAGGAGAACUCUAACGCCACUUCUGGAAGUUUUGCCACAAAUCUGGACCACACAAAGCCAUGCUGGUACUGGGACAAGAAGGAUCUGGCCCACACCCCGUCCCAGUCAGAUGGCCUGGAUCCAGCCACAGAAGCCCGUUACAGACGAGAGGGAGCCAGGUUCAUAUUCGACGUCGGAACACGUCUGGGACUACAUUAUGACACUCUGGCAACUGGAAUAACAUACUUUCAUCGCUUUUACAUGUUUCAUUCUUUCAAACAGUUUCCCAGAUAUGUGACCGGGGCUUGUUGUCUGUUCUUGGCUGGUAAAGUGGAAGAAACCCCCAAGAAGUGUAAAGACAUCAUUAAAACAGCCCGCAGUCUGCUCAAUGAUGUGCAGUUUGCACAGUUUGGAGAUGAUCCUAAGGAAGAAGUCAUGGUCUUGGAAAGAAUUUUACUCCAGACAAUCAAGUUUGAUUUACAAGUUGAGCACCCUUACCAGUUUCUGCUGCGCUAUGCUAAACAGCUCAAAGGUGACAAGAACAAAGUUCAGAAGCUUGUGCAGAUGGCGUGGACCUUUGUCAAUGACAGCCUCUGCACAAUGUUGUCCCUUCAGUGGGAGCCAGAGAUCAUAGCAGUGGCUGUCAUGUACCUCGCCGGCCGGCUGUGUAAGUUUGACAUUCAGGAGUGGACAUCUAAGCAGUCGUCUCGCCGCUGGUGGGAGCAGUUUGUACAGGAUGUGCCGGUGGAGCUGCUGGAGGACAUCUGCCACCAGAUUCUGGAUUUGUACUCUCAGGGUAAGCAGCCGAUACCCCAGCAGCCUCAGAUACAGGACAAAGAGAAACCGCCACCCCCUCCUGCCACCCAGCCCGGCCAGUCAGGGGGGCAGAACCCACCUGCUCAACCCCCCUCCAAGAAAAACUCCCCCCAGGCCAGCCCACCUGCCAAGAUUAAACGGCAACAUGUCUCUCCUAAAGACGAACCUAAAGCCCCAACAGAGCAAGUUGGGUCUAAGAUACCACGCCUGGAGAGUCCUAUGCCCCCUCUUCCUGUGUCCCAGCCCCCAGAUCGCAAGGCUCCAUCUGCCAUUCCAGCGCCUCCUGCUGAAGCAGAACCGGCUACAUCAGUUGAAAUGGACCCAGCACAGGGACCGGCUCCUCCUCUGCCGCACGGGCCCCGGCCCCCUCUACCUCACCGCCCGCCACCCCCUCCUCCCUCCAACUACAUCAUGGGAAUGUCCACGUCCAGUUCGUACAUGUCCGGCGAGGGAUAUCAGAGUCUGCAGUCCAUGAUGAAGACUGAAGCGCCCUCCUAUGCGCCCAUGCCCCCUUCAUUCGGCCUACCAUACCACCCGCACGUCUAUCCACAUCCAAACCCCCCGCCUCCAGGCCCUCCGCCCCCAACCUCUUACCCUCCUCCCAAUCUGCCCCCGCCUACCCCAUCUUACCCCCCUCCAGGCUACAACCCCAGCUACCCACCACCACCUCCACGUAUGCCACCAGGGCACAAUGUGCCUCCUCCAGUAAUGGGCAUGCCGCCCGCUGGGUACCCACCUCCACCCGUCCCACCCGGCCAACCUCAGGUUCCGUUGCCGCCCCACGGCAUGCCGCCUGUGGCAGGAAUGAACAGAGGAGGGUGGAUGAGAUGAGAAGGGAUAAAACACAGUCCUUCACACCUUGGUUUGGGCCCACGAUACAUGUGCCUGUAUACAAUAUAAUCUGAGUCUGUAUCGGGUUUAUGUAUUCUGAUGCAGAUUUCACAGGAAGGUACAGACGUUUCAGCUGCCGAGAUGAACACUGGUCAAAUUGGAGUGUCAGGGAGUCAAUGAAAUACUGCAGAAUUCCGCUUGGGUUCAGGGUUUCACCGUUCUAUAGACUUUAUAUACACCGAUUCAAUUUAAAGGGAUAGUUCACCUCAAAGUAAAAAAAACUCAGAUGUAUAUACUCUCCCUCAGGUUGUGUUAAAUCUGUACACAAAAGAGAACUUCAAAAUAUCUUCAUAUGGUUGGAGAAACAUCUAAAUACGACUAUAUGACUUGGUCCGUGUCACGUUUCUUAAGUCAUGUAAUAGAACAGAUGGAAUUGUAAGCCGAUUUCCGAGCUGCUUUUAGCUUUUUCCAAAUUUUUUCACACUAAGUUAUUGUAUGAUUUCAGAUGAUCUUAAGUAGAAAGGAUUAUAAUGUUUUCUGAUCAAUAAGAAUGGUUUUGGCAUAAAAAGAUAUGACAAGAUGUGAAAUUUCAAAGAAUGGCAUGAGGGUGGAUAAAUAAAGAGUUUUCUGUUUUGGGGAAACUAUCCUUUUAAAUUCGUUUACAUCACCACUUACAUUCCAAACCCAUUUCUGUGAAUGAAUUAUGAAUUCUUGGUUGUACAUACGAUUUAUUCUGUAUUAUCUUUAGAGAACCUUUUUUUCAGUGUUAUGUAUUCACUCCCCUUUGGCUUUGCUUUUUAGUUUGCGUGUUGCAGAAUUCAUAUUAUUUCCUUAGCAACAUGGGGAAAAUAUCCCACAAAUCAUCCUUAGCAGUCCCGUUAUUCAGAUGCAUUUCUGGCAUCUUUGACCUGAGAUCAAGUGUGUCGAUUGAUGGACAUGUUAGUUCCAUAGUUUCCCGUAUGUGCCUUAGUUUGGUUAGUAUUUAAUCGGCAAAGGACUUGCUAUGCUCAACCACUUUGUGUUUGCCUGUUGAUUUUUUUUUUUUUUUUUUUUUUUU